UCGCCUUUCUUUUGGGUUUUGUUUUUUUAUUUUAUUUUUUGUGUGGAUUGCGCCUCCUCCGAAGCUGCGGUCUUCCUUCUCUCUCUGAAGGAGAAGAAGGAAAGAAGAUCUUGUGAUAUUUCCUUUCCAUAUUAGUCCCUCGACUUACUCCAUUUUCUCACUUUCCAACCCAGUCCAUCGCAGACCUUUUUAAAGAUCGCCAGCCCUUUUCUGUCCAAAAAAAGAAAAAUAAAAACCUUUCGUUUUUCGCUCUCUCGUCUCUCUAUCUAUCUCGUGAAUGGAAGAGGAAUUGCAGUAGCGAGAAAGAGAGAGGGAGAGAGAGGGAAUGCUGUAUUUAAAACAACCGAAGUGGAUUCUAGGGCUACGGAGCUCGGUAUUUCGGUGAUCUCGUGGUCUCCUUGUCGUCGCAUGUCCGUUUGAUCUUACCCGAGCUGGAGGCUCGGGAUCCAAACCAUGGAGGCAGAGAACGAGCCGCGGGCUCGGAUCGAAAGGGAGUCGGAUCCGAGGAGCUUCUUCUUGCAGAAAUUCAAACUCUACGAGACUCGAUCGAAAUUUUAUAUGAUAGGAAGAGACAAGAGUAGAACUAUGUGGAGAGUGUUAAAGAUUGACAGAUUGGACCCAUCUGAGUUGAACAUUCGCGAGGAUUCUACAACGUACUCAGAAGUUGAAUGUUACGAUCUGUUGAAGCGGAUCCAUGAAGGGAAUAGGUCCACCGGUGGGCUGAAAUUCGUCACCACCUGUUAUGGCAUUGUGGGGUUCAUUAAGUUUUUGGGGCCUUACUACAUGCUGCUUAUCACAAAAAGAAGGCAGAUUGGAACAAUUUGUGGUCAUGCAGUAUAUGCCGUCACUAAAAGCGAGAUGAUAACCAUUCCGAAUUCUACUGUGCGAUCCAAUAUGGCUAAUUCUAAGAAUGAGAACAGAUACAAGAAGCUCCUGUGCACAGUGGACCUUACAAAGGACUUCUUUUUCAGCUACUCAUACCAUGUCAUGCGUAGUCUUCAAAAGAACUUAUGUGAUGGUGAGACAGGACAAGUCCUCUACGAAACAAUGUUUGUCUGGAAUGAAUUUUUAACACGUGGAAUUCGGAAUCACCUCAAGAACACCCUCUGGACUGUAGCAUUGGUUUAUGGCUUCUUUAAACAGGCUAAACUUUCAAUAUCAGGGAAGGAUUUUAAGCUGACACUCAUUGCUAGGCGAUCACGUCAUUAUGCUGGCACCAGGUACCUAAAACGGGGUGUAAAUGAGAAGGGAAGAGUUGCUAAUGAUGUAGAGACGGAACAAAUUGUGUUUGAAGAUGUUCCUGAAGGCUGUCCAGCGCAAAUAAGUUCUGUUGUGCAGAAUAGGGGCUCAAUACCCCUUUUUUGGUCCCAGGAAACUUCACGCCUGAAUAUUAAGCCUGAUAUCAUAUUGCAUAAGAAGGAUGUAAACUAUGAGGCUACUCGGCUUCAUUUUGAGAAUCUAGCCAAGAGAUACGGGAGUCCUAUAAUCAUUCUGAAUUUGAUAAAGACGCGUGAGAAGAAGCCUCGAGAAUCCAUUCUCCGGUCAGAGUUUGCUAGUGCAAUCGAUACUAUUAACAAGGACCUUUCUGAGGGGAACCGCCUGAGAUUCCUACACUGGGAUCUGCACAAACAUUCAAGAAGCAAAGCUACAAAUGUGUUGGCGUUAUUAGGCAAAGUGGCUACAUAUGCAUUAGACUUAACUGGCUUCUUUUAUUGUCAAGUUACCCCAUCUCUGAGACUUGAGGGAGCUCUAAAAUGGCAAUUCUCUGAAAAGGAUGAUGCUAGGAACUAUCCUCAAAGUAUUUCCAACAACAACACAGGGGACACUGAUUUCUCUGAAACAGAAACCCAGCAAGAUUCCACUGUUGUCAGCAAAAAUUACCCUGUCAAACCACCUAUGUUCCAAAAAGGUGUCCUCAGAACCAAUUGCAUAGACUGCUUAGAUCGGACAAAUGUUGCACAAUAUGCCUAUGGUUUGGCUGCUCUUGGUCAUCAGCUUUAUGCCUUGGGUUACAUAGAUGUCCCAAAAGUUGAUCUAGAUGCUCCAUUGGCUGAUGAUUUGAUGAGGUUUUAUGAAAGAAUGGGUGACACACUUGCACACCAGUAUGGUGGUUCUGCUGCCCACAACAAGAUAUUCUCUGAAAGAAGAGGCCAAUGGAAAGCAGCAACGCAGUCGCAGGAGUUCUUCAGGACCCUUCAGAGAUACUACAGCAAUGCUUGCAUGGAUGCCGAAAAACAAGAUGCUAUAAAUGUGUUCUUGGGGCACUUCCAACCCCAGCAGGGCAAACCAGCACUUUGGGAGCUAGACUCAGACCAGCAUCACAAUUUUGGAAGGCAUGAUGAUAAAAUUACUGAGAAAUAUGCCAGUUCUAUAAAACGAUCCCUAUCAGAUGGCAACAUUUUAUGUGAAAGCAACACGCCUGUCUCUGGCACAAAUAUUGGACAGAAGAAACUUCCCAAUUCGGCAUUGUCUGAAAGAACAAAUCAAGAGGGGACUAGCAAGGAUCUAUCUGAUUCCACUAAUGAAAUUUCAACUUGUGGAAGUGAUAUAUCGUAUUCGAGGUACACACCCUCGAUGGCUCGCAGGCAGCUUUUCACAGACAUACAAAGGGAUCGAUGCCUUGAGAGUUAUCCUAUUUACUUCAACGAACACGGCGUGGGAGACUCAAAUUUCCUUGACCUGGAUUGGCUUUCUUCUUCUGGGAACUCAUGUGAGGAGGAAACGUAUGAGAGGUCUGCUCUCAUCAACUCCCCGAUUUCAACCCUUUCAUCGGAAAAUGUUGUCUCCGGCAUGAAUGUGGAAACAACUCCACCUUCUAGCGAACAUGGAUCCAGCAUGAGGGCCCCAACACAUCAGCUGCCGUGGUGGCACUCAUGGUGGGAUCCAGAGUUAUUGGUAAAGGGAAGAGAGGAAACAGAGAUGGAAUUUUCCUUUGACGUGGCCCACAAUCCAGACGCGCUCAGAGAAUUUUCUGACAGUUUUGUGAACUGGGUCAUCCAUGGAGAGACCCUGUGCCAUUAAAUGCCAAAUCAAACCCUCAGAUCUCUAAUUUACUUCCACCCCCAUCUAACCCACUGCUGCAUGUCUGCCUAUCCGCAUAACCAGAUAAAGAAUAAGAGGAAAAAGGGAAGAGAAACAACAGCAGUGACAUCGGCAUGCUUUUGUAAGAUAUCCAUCCUCUUCAUAGCCUCAUCCGGUCCCAGUAUAAAUGCUUCGAUCGUGUGAGAUCCUCGGUUGGAAACCAAUACAAGUAUGAGAGAUAUAGAUAUUGAUUCUUUUGGAGCUCUAUUCUGCUUCACCGCAGGCAGAUUAUGAAACCUAGAAUUCUUGUUUAUGUAAAUAUUAUAUUAUAUAUUCUCGCACACGUUGAGCUCCAACAUUUCAGUUACGGUAUUCCUUUUCUGUGUUUGCCAUUUAUUCAUUUAGUAUUUCAUCAUUUCA
Magnolia sinica is the source of this 3441-nucleotide messenger RNA. Its product is annotated as phosphoinositide phosphatase SAC3-like. The record is from RefSeq and is a predicted model, not a curated record. Gene Ontology annotation, molecular function: phosphatidylinositol-3,5-bisphosphate 5-phosphatase activity. The coding region runs from base 454 to 3021 and encodes 855 amino acids. The transcript has 17 exons. NCBI's taxonomy places the organism in Eukaryota, Viridiplantae, Streptophyta, Magnoliopsida, Magnoliales, Magnoliaceae. Gene Ontology annotation, biological process: phosphatidylinositol dephosphorylation. Gene Ontology annotation, cellular component: intracellular membrane-bounded organelle.